UUCCAUCCUGUCGACAUGGGGUGAGGGCAUCUUGCAUAUUCCGAACACUGACUGUGCAUAGAUUCAUUGAGGACAGGCAUGAGAAAUACGGCUGACCUCGACCUUACGACCGACGCUGGCAUCCUCAGUUAUCUUGUCACUACCCUUCCGGCUGAUUUUCCUCGUGCAGUCGAGGUGACAAGGCUUUCGGGAGGCCAUGCGAACUUUGUCUGGCGCGUCAAGUUUGCGGGGACAAUGGAAGACGGGAAGAACACUGCUAUAGUCAAGCAUGCGGAGCCAUUUCUUGCAGACGACAGGGAUGUUCUACUUGGGACCAUUCGAAUGAAAUAUGAAUAUGAGAUAUACACCCUCUUUGCAAACCGCUCUCCGCUGUUGCCGUAUCUGCCCGAAGAUGGCCCGAUACAUGUCCCAAAGAUCUUCCAUUAUGAUCCUGCAACACCCGUCUUGUUGGUUCAAGAUAUAGGAGUACAUCUCGAUCUCAAGACUUUCUUCUCCACGCAUAAGCCGUCUGAUGAUGAGGCGGUUGCAAUGGGACGCGCCUUGGGGACCUUCCUCGUUGAUUUUCACAGCAAAGCGGCCGACACGGAAAGCAAGGCCAAGUUGAUGGAGCCUUUUGAGAAUGAGCAAGCGAGGAUGAUCAUUCAGGCGGCCGUUCACGACAGAGUUGGGACUAUCUUGGCUGGUGUCAAUAGCCUUUCCGCUGACACCCUUCAAGCGGCUACUGAGAGUGCAAAGGCUUUUGGCGCCGAGUUGAUGGAAAGCAGAGAAACUUUGAUAAUGGGUGAUUUCUGGCCUGGUAACAUCAUCGUAGAGAGUGAUGCUACUGGUCGAUAUCUUGGAAAGCUAUGGAUCGUGGACUGGGAAGUCUGUCGGUACGGCCUGAGGGCAAUGGAUGUCGGACAGUUUAGCGCUGAAGCCUACCUGUUGUCGCAUUUCAGAAAUCCUGUUGCACGAUCCAUGUUGACAGCCUUUCACCGCGCAUAUGUAACAGGAUUUUUGAAAGGGAAACCGGAGGGCCUAAGGAGAACAUUCAUGCGGCAAGUGUCUGUCCAGUUUGGAUCACAUAUUGUUGCGUGGGCCGAGUUUGCGGGGUGGACCAAGGAUCAGCAGAAACUCGAGGAAAUCUUGAAAGUUGCAGCCACUUAUAUAGAGAAUGCUACAGAACAAGACAAUUGGGAAUCCGGAGAGUUGGCUGAAUUAGCAGAUUUCCUCCACUCGACAGAUAAUUGAACCUAGUAUAAAACCCUUCAUUCAAUAGAAUGCUACAAAAUAACAAAAACAUUCGUCGUGUGAAAGCUCCCAA
Messenger RNA from Spizellomyces punctatus DAOM BR117, 1303 nucleotides. RefSeq lists its product as uncharacterized. The transcript is spliced from 2 exons. The coding region runs from base 79 to 1230 and encodes 383 amino acids. The record is from RefSeq and is a predicted model, not a curated record. NCBI's taxonomy places the organism in Eukaryota, Fungi, Chytridiomycota, Chytridiomycetes, Spizellomycetales, Spizellomycetaceae.